Molecule: messenger RNA, 1890 nt
Organism: Coniosporium apollinis CBS 100218
Lineage: Eukaryota; Fungi; Ascomycota; Dothideomycetes
Exons: 2
Coding region: 1-1890 (629 amino acids)
Source: RefSeq, a predicted model, not a curated record
AUGGCGGGUGAACUAUCCAACUCUUCCAAAUAUCUGGCCGUCCCAUGUCUUACCGUGACAACCGUGAUCGCCUUGUAUCUCGUCGUCGCCGCGCGGAAGAAUAACACCUACUCUGGAAGCCUCUAUAACUUCGUGUCCGCGAAUCGAGCAACAACUCAGAUCAUCGUUCAGAUCGUCGCAUUCGCGCUUGGAACUCUGCACCUCUACGUCCUUACGACUUUGAUCAACUUUUCUUCCCGGUCGCGGCUCCAGAUGAGCCCGACGAAAUUGGACACUAUCAAGAUGUGGGCUGCUGUCUGUUCUCUUCGCAUGGACUGGAGUCUGCCUUUGGGUUCCUGGCUAAUUCUCUGCGCACUUCGUGUUGUGGCACUCAUUCCUCCUGCCCUGUGGGCCGGUGCCGUAACACCCGUGGUCACGGGCAAGAUCGUUUCAUCGUCGAUUGCGAUACCAGUCUAUUCUUCGGACCCCACUGGGCUCUACUGGAAUCGAACUUGGAAUCCGUUCAGAGAUGCGAAUCUAACUCGAAACGACAAAGGGACUUUCUCUUACGCCCCAGGUGUUGCAAUCCAGGGCAUCAUCCUCCAAAACGCUGCUUCUACUACCUCUACUAAUGGAAGCCUCCAGGAACACAGGAAGAAUGAUGUCUCUCGACUUUCUUAUAGCGGAAGAUCAUACGGUGUCGGCGCUUCUGCAGGAAUAAUGGAUCUCACCCUGGAGGCGGCCGAGACUAUCAAGGGAUAUGCGUACUUCGAGAAAGGUUAUCAAAGCAACGUUUCCUGUAUCAGGAACUCAUCUUCGGCAUGGACGAUCCAACAAGGCCCUAUACUCCAUCAUAGCACCUAUCCAAAUAUGUAUUUGGCCAGUGGCCACCUUCCAAACACAGCCAACGUUAUGUCCGAUCGCUACUACACCCUCGGCCUUCAGGCGACCUUGGACUCUAAGAUUGUUGCAUUGUUGGGACGUACGGCGAACAACAGGAGCAUCGUCGCCAUCGCUGUGGGGAAGAAAUCGGGGCCAUAUACUUCACUCAAGCAUAUACAGUGCGAGGUAACCUUCAUGCCAAGAAACUUCUCUGUCAAUGUCGACACCGAUGAGCUCGUGAUAACCGUCACCCCGGUUGGGCCUGCCGAUGAAAUUGAUCCAACCUCUUCGAUAACUGGUCCUGGUCAAGGAGUUCUAAUUCAGGAGACCAUGAUGUCUCUAACCCAAGUGUCGAUGAUCAACACGGACUCGUAUACAUCGGUCGUAGGGGAUGCCCUACUGUCAGAGAUCGCCAAUGUCGCAGUGGCAACCAACGCCCCGCUCAACGGAACGGCUGCGGUCAUGAAUGGCAUGGCUCGUGCCUUGGAGUCAAUGAUCGACGACAUCCUCGGAGCCUAUUCCAGCGCUCAACUGAUGAUCGCCGGAUCUGACCAGCCAGAGACCUCGCGCACUGCUACCGAUGUUUCCGCCGCUAUAAGGGCAGUCCAGAUCGGCAACAAAGAAUACAUCUAUGCCAUCAUGGUCAUCAAUGGCUUGUUGAUCCUCCUCUUCGUUGCUGAAACGAUCCGCACGCGUGGAUGGCGUAACCUGCCAGCAUUUGACUACCAAGAUAUAAAAAGCGUCAUUGUAGGCAGCUACAUUGGCAGCGCGGGAGCUGGCCAGACAAUGAUUGUGUCUCAUGCUUGGAAGGGCGACUCGUCGGAUACGUUAGCCGGUGCUAUUCAGGUCCAGCUUGUGGAUCGCGAUGGCUAUCCGGCUCUUGUCGAACCCUCAGCCACUGACAAGAAUGUACUAGGGAGCUCAUCAACCAGCUCCGGAUACGUCGCCGUUUCCAACACAGAGCCCUUUUGCAGUCAGCGGUCGGUCUUCGUACCGGUGGGCUUGUUACAGGGAGGUUCCGAGGACUAA